CGUCAAACCCCACCAUCCCACCACCGACACCAAGCACCGCCAUCCUUCCUCAAGCAAGCGACCAUGACCUCCCGAAUCGAGAAAACUAUAGCCCGCCAACAAGAGAAAAUCGCCGCAGGCGCCUACUAUGAAUCUCACCAGCAACUCCGUGUCAUCGCCGCCCGUUACCUCAAACAGCAGAACUACGAUGCCGCCGCCGAUAUCCUAGCAGGCGGCGCAAAGGCUCUUCUGAGAGUUCCUGCUGCGUCUGCGUCCGGUGGGGACUUGGCAACCAUGUUGAUUAUUGAUGUGUAUAAUAAGGUGGAGUGGGACGUUGGCGGGGAUGAGGUGGGGAGGGCGAGGAAAAAGCGGUUGAUUGAGCUGCUUCGCGAGUUUCCCCCUGAAGAGCCUACAAGGAAGAGAUAUAUGAAUGAGCUGAUUGCGUGGAGUGCGCGGUUUGGGAAGCUGGAGAGAGGAGAUCCUGAGAUACAUCAUGAGAUUGGGGUGUUAUUUGCGCAGGAGAACGAACCCUACGACGCAGAACGACACCUGGCCAUUGGCACCUCCGCCUCUGCUGAAAUCCUCGCCGACCUCGAAUACGACUGGUACACGAACGACGAACCCCACACGGCAGGCACCUACGCUUCCCGCGCAGUUUUUCCCUACCUCCUCACUGGCAACCUACGUGACGCCAAUAAAGCCUUCUCAGUCUUCACCAGUCGCCUGUUGUCCUCAGAAUCCAGUAAAGUCCUAAAUGUCCAGCAAGUCAGCAGCCAGAGCGCAGAUGUGCGCGUCUUCCCUUCCCUGCCCAUUUUAAAUUUCACAAGCCUCUUGCUGCUGGCUAUCCAGCGCGGCACGACAGAUUUAUUCAGGCAAUUGACCAGACAGUAUGCGAUUCAUAUAAAGGAGGUGGACGGAUUGGAGAGUGCGUUGGCGCAUAUCGGUGAGUUGUAUUUCGGAAUUAAGAUUCCGAAACAGUCUAACCCGCUCAUGGAUAUGAUGGGGAUGAUGUUUGGAGGUGGUGGUGCUGGAGCAAAACCAGCUCGACAGCAGAGGACCGCAGGGAAAGCUGAGACGCAGCCGCUGGCGAUGGAUUUGGAUUAAAGGGGGUCUGUAAUCUUUUGCUCGUCGGAAGGGGAUUUUAUGGUAUUAAGCUACCACAGGCAGAAGCCCAUGGCUCGCGGACAGAUUACAAGUAACGCACGGCAAUGAUCUAGACAUGAAUUUCAUCCUCGA
Messenger RNA from Histoplasma capsulatum G186AR, 1215 nucleotides. RefSeq names its product DUF410 domain-containing protein. Gene Ontology annotation, cellular component: cytosol; TRC complex. Lineage: Eukaryota; Fungi; Ascomycota; Eurotiomycetes; Onygenales; Ajellomycetaceae. The record is from RefSeq and is a predicted model, not a curated record. Bases 64 to 1083 code for a protein of 339 amino acids. Gene Ontology annotation, biological process: protein insertion into ER membrane. The transcript is spliced from 4 exons. Gene Ontology annotation, molecular function: protein binding.